AUGUCUUCUCCGAUACCUACGCGUUUUACUUUGGCCCUUAACACCAUGUCUCUUUUGACAAGUACAUGGGGGUUUGUUCGGGCCACAUCUGUAAUCUUACCUCCGAGUUUGAGUAAAGCCGGCCAUAAGCAGUUUCUAACUAUUAUAUCUAUUAUUGCGACAAUUAUUAAUAAUGCAGUUAAUAUUACUAAUUAUUACAUCCAAAGAAACAGUAAAAUGAAUUUAGAAACAAAGAGAAAGUCAGACUUUAUUAGUAGACACAUCGCUUUGCCAGUUUCUUUGGUAUUAGAAUCUAUUGUGGCUACCGUUUAUUGGCCAUUGAGAUUGUUUUUUGUUAGCUUAAUCAUGCAUGGGGUUGAAUCUACUGCAAAGACGCCCUUUCCCAUUACAGUGGAUAUGGCAAUCCACUUAUAUCCCAUUUUAUAUUUGCUAGCGGAUCACUACUUAUCCGGAUCUGGAAUAAAAUUCAGAUUAUCGAAUAAGCAUGCAUGGCUUAUUGUAACCAGCUUAGCAUUUUCGUAUUUUCAGUAUUUAGCAUUCCUGAUAGAUGCGGAGCAAGGUCAAGCCUAUCCAUAUCCAUUUCUAGACGUGAACGAGCCAUAUAAGUCGAUUAUUUUUGUUGCCGUUGCUACUAUCACGUGGGCUUACUAUGUAUUUUAUCAAAGGUUUCCCCCAAAACACGCCAAGAAAUCCACAAAUAAAGGUGAUAAGAAUUAG
Messenger RNA from Saccharomyces paradoxus, 717 nucleotides. RefSeq lists its product as uncharacterized. The record is from RefSeq and is a predicted model, not a curated record. The coding region runs from base 1 to 717 and encodes 238 amino acids. Gene Ontology annotation, cellular component: membrane; endomembrane system. NCBI's taxonomy places the organism in Eukaryota, Fungi, Ascomycota, Saccharomycetes, Saccharomycetales, Saccharomycetaceae. The transcript has a single exon.